AUGUCAGACUUGUCCGACGCGAUACAUGCUUUGAAAGCCCUUGAAGCAACAGCACAGGGCAAAGCCAGCUUGUCUGUCGUUCAGGGAGGAUCAUUUACCAUCGACUUGAGCCUUUUCGUUGACGGCGUCUCUAUGGAAAAGAGGAGUAAGGUGCCGUGUCUUUGUUUCGUCAUCACCUAUCAGGCCCCAGAGGGCAUCAAGAAGCGCAUUCUGUAUGAUUUGGGCAUCCGUCGCGACAUCAGUUCAUACCCACCGAGAAUCCAGGAACAGCUCCCCCAUCACUACCCUUUGGAAGCUUUUCCAGACGUGAAGCAAAGACUGCUCGAGGGAGGCUUGUCCCCGAAAGACAUUGAUCAGAUCAUCCUCAGCCACAUGCACUGGGACCACACUGGCACGCCUUCUGAUUUCCCAGAUGCCACGAUUUGGGUUGGCUAUGGGUCGCUGGCUUUGCUGGACGGGCCACCAGAUACCAGGAAUGCGCACAAUAAUUUCUCAAAGGACCUUUUUGACGGUCUCGAGACAGAAGAAUUCCCAGAUCCCAGUAGCUGGAAGGUCGUUGGGGGACUCAGAGUUUGGGACGUUACAAAUCAAGGCUUCAUUUGCGUCGUGGAUUCUCCCGGACACUUGGUUGGCCACAUUUCCCUGCUUGCACGGCUGGGAGAGAUGAAAUGGGUGCUCUUGAUUGGAGAUUCUUGCCACGAUCCACGGUUACUGUCUGGCGAGCGGGAAAUAGCACAAUGGGAGGAUGGUGAUGGCGUUUUAUGCUGCGUUCAUGGAGAUAGGGAGGCGGCUGGAAAGACUCUGAAGACCUUUCGGGUAUGGUCAAAUGCAGCGGCGGAAUGCGGGAUUGACUUGGACAUUAUCUUCGCUCAUGAUAUUGAGUGGGCACAACGCCAUCCAGAGGCAUUCUUAACAGAUAGUCUAUAA
Molecule: messenger RNA, 927 nt
Organism: Fusarium tjaetaba
Lineage: Eukaryota; Fungi; Ascomycota; Sordariomycetes; Hypocreales; Nectriaceae
Product: 3-hydroxyisobutyrate dehydrogenase
Exons: 1
Coding region: 1-927 (308 amino acids)
Source: RefSeq, a predicted model, not a curated record